ACCUGUCAUCUUAGCUACUUGGGAGGCUGAGGUGGGAGGAUCACUUGAGCCCAGAAGCUUGAAGCUGCAGUGAGCUAGGAUCGUGCCACUGCACUCCAACCUGGGUGACACAGCGAGACCCUGUCUCAAGAAAAAAAAAUGCAGAGAAACAGGAGCCUUGGCUACUCCUUUAGAGGCAGACUCAGACCCUCCUGCCUCAUAGCUUUAUCUUUGUAUUUGCCCCUUACUUUAUCUUGUGCCUUGAGAAAUUGCUGGGGAGAGAGGUGUGUCCACCACUGGGCAGCUGUACAGGAUGGAGGCUCUAGGGCGUUUCCACUCCCAGCAGCCAGGUUCUCCCACCCCAAGCUCACCCACUGGUGGGCAGAUUAGCUACAAUAACACCAGAAACACAUUGGGGUGGACUGGGGGUAUCCUUAUGGGUUCUUUUCAGGGAACCAUUGCUGGACAAGGCACAAGAGCCACCUCCAUUUCUGAGUUCUGCAAGGGACAAGAACUAGAGCCAUCAGGGGUUGGGCUCACUGUGGCCCCUCCCCAAGCUGUCAGCCUCGAGGGAUCUACACCCUGCCUUGGCUGCUACAGCUUUUUCACUCCACUGCCCUAGGGGAGUUCAGCAACCUAAUGAUCUCUAUCUCUGAACAUCUCUUCAUCCCAUGCUCCAAGUCCAGCAACCUGCACCCUGGAACCAGGAGUGGACCCUACCCGAUCUGUCUGUAUUAAUCCCCAUCCCUCACCACCAAUCUUAAAAAGCCCUCUGUCCCCCUACCCUAAACCCCAGUUAGGUAUCCAUGCUGGGCAGGUCAGUUAACAAUUUAUGCACAGGUACUAGUUUUAUUGUAUUACCGUCCCAGGGUAGCUUUGAAAAAAGUAUCUCAAAAAGGCAACAUGGGCCGAGUGUGGUGGCUCACGCCUGUAAUCCCAGCACUUUGGGAGGCCAAGGUGGGCAGAUCGCCUGAGGUCGGGAGUUCAAGACCAGCCUGGCCAACAGGGUGAAACCCCGUCUCUACUAAAAAUAAGAAAAUUAGCCAGGUGUAGUGGCACACGUCUGUAAUCCCAGCUAUUCGGGAGGCUGAGGCACGAGAAUUCCAUGAACCCACGAGGCGGAGGUUGCAGUGAGCCGAGAUUGUGCCACUGCACUCCAGCCUGGGCGACAGAGUGGUACUCUGUUUCAAAAAAAAAGGCAAUAUGUAGCCCCAAAGACUGUUGCCCAGGUGCUAUAAUUUUAGCACAGUACCAGCCUAGGUAAAAAAUACAAAAAGUAACUGGGCAUGGUGGCACUCAUCUAUAGUCCCAGCUACAGGGGAGGCUGAGGUGGGAAGAUCACUUGAGCCUGCCAGGAGGCGGAGGUUGCAGUGAGCUGAGAUCGCACUACUGCACUCCAGCCUGGGUGACAGAGUGAUACUCUGUCUCAAAAAAAAAAAAAUAAUAAUUUUAGCACAGUAACCAGCCAUUAUGGGAGAUACCCUGGGUAAGGCAUGUAGAAAGGGUUGAGGGACCUCCCCAGCCCCCCAGCCCCCCAGCCCCACCUCCCAUCCUCCCAUCUUUUCUUUUUUUUUUUUUUUUAGAGAAUCACCCAGCCUGGAGCGAAGUGGUGCAAUCAUAACUCACUGUAUCCUCAAACUCCUGGGCUUAAGCGAUCCUCCUGCCUCAGCCUUCUGAGUAACUAGGACUUUAGGUACCUGCCACCAUGCCCGGCUAAUUAAAUUUUUUUUCUUUUUUUUUUUUUUUUGAGAUGGAGUCUUGCUCUGUCGCCCAGGUUGGAGUGCAGUGGCACGAUCUCAGCUCACUGCGACCUCCACCUCCCAGGUUCAGGCCAUUCUCCCGCCUCAGCCUCCCAAGCAGCUGGGACUACAGGCGCCCGCCAAAACGCCUGGCUAAUUUUUUUGCAUUUUUAGUAGAGACAGGGUUUCACUGUGUUAGCCAGGAUGGUCUCGAUCUCCUGACCUUGUGAUCCACCCGCCUCGGCCUCCCAAAGUGCUGGGAUUACAGGUGUGAGCCACCGCGCCCAGCCAAAUUAAAUUUUUUAUAGAGAUGAGGUCAUGCUGUUACGUUGCCCAGGUUGGCCUCAUGAGAUCUUGCCUUAGCCUCCCAAAGUGAUGGGAUUACAGAUGCGAGACACUGCACCCAACCCCCACCGCUUUUUUUUUUUCUUUUUUCUUUUUUUGAGAUAGUCUUACUCCAUUGCCCAGGCUGUUGGAGUGCAGUGGCAUGAUCUUGGCUCACUGCAACCUCCGCCUCCCGGGUUCAAGCAAUUCUCCUGCCUCAGCCUCCCAAGUAGCUGGGAUUACAGAGGCCUGCCAACAUACCCGACUAAUUUUCGUAUUUUUAGUAGAGACGGGGUUUCUCCAUGUUGGCCAGGCUGUUCUUGAACUCCUGACCUCAAGUGCUCCACCUGCUUUGGCUUCCCAAAGUGCUGGGAUACAGGCGUGAGCCACUGCACCUGGCUGACCCCAGCACUUUUCAAAUGAUGCCGCCCAAAGCCGUGACUUGGCCUACUUUGAACAGCAAACUUGUUGCUGCUGCUGUCAACCUGAAGGCCUCUCAAAUGCCAGCUUCAAGCAGGGUGUGAAUUGGCCAGUGUCAGAUCUCAGGAGUCCUGUGUUGAGAGUGUGGCUUUCAGCUGCGGGGAGCUGCAUUUAGUGGGGAAAGCCAGGCCGGUCACCCUCACAGCCAGAUAAUGUGGAAGUCAGAACCCAAGGAAGGGAGUGAGACCUCAACUCCCAGUGGGGGACCUGGCUACCCAUCCUUGGGGACCUGAGAAAGCGUACUUCACCUUGGGGUGAAGGCUGGGUGGGGCCAGAGGGACCAGUGCCCUCCUCAGUGCUUAGGGGCAGAGCCACCUGCAGCAAUGGUAUCUGCAUAUUAGCCCCUCUCCACCUUCUUUCUCCUGCUGAAUCAUUUCCCUCAAAGCCCAAGAGCUGUCACUGCUUCUUUCUCCCUGGGAAGAAUGAGUGGACUCUGCCUGGUGACACACUGAAGCCAGAACAGUGCCACAGCCUCGCCUUAAUUCCUUGCUAGAUGUUCUCAGAUUUAUGAGACUUCUUAAAUAUGAGGGAGGUUGGAUGUGGUGGCUCGUGCCUGUAAUCCCAGCAUUUUGGGAAGCCGAGGUGGGAGGAUCCCUUGAAGCCAGGAGUUUGAGACAAGCCUGGGCAACAAAGCAAGACCCCAUCUCUAAAAAAAAAAAAAAAAAAAAAAAAAAUCAAAUCUAGGAGAUGCUCUUUACCCUGCUUGGCCUUAAAUUAUUAAUAGCUUCCUUUGAGCAACAUUAUUUAUUAUGAACUUUCAAACACAAAAAAGUAGAGAGAGUAGAAUAACAAAUCCCCAUGGGCCCAUCACCCAACUUCAGUAAUUAUCAAUUCAUGGCCAUCUUGUUCACCCCUGCCUGCUUCCCUGCUUCCCCUCGUUCUGCAGAGGUUCUUUUCUUUUUUUUUUUUUUGAGACAGAGUGUUGCUCUGUUGCCCAGGCUGGAGUGCAGUGGCGCAACUUCUGCUCACUGCAACCUCCGCCUCCCGGGUUCAAGUGAUUAUCCUGCUUCAGCCUCUCAAGUAGCUGGGAUUACAGAUGCCCGCCACCACACCUGGCUAAUUUUCGUAUUUUUGUUAGAGAUGGGGUUUCACCAUGUUGGCCAGGCUGGUCUCGAACUCCUGACCUCAAGUGAUCCGCCCGCCUUGGCCUCUCAAAAUGCUGGGAUUACAGGUGUGAGCCACGGUGCCUGGCCACUGUACAGGUUCUUUAUAGAAGUUGGAGAGUGAAGGGUUGAGAAAGCCAAGGGGCAGAUGCGGGUCUGGAGGAUUUUGUGCCUAAGGCCCUCUCUUUGCUCCCAGGCAGCAUGAAGUAACAAUGAGGCAUCCACCUCUUGGUUUUGUGGCCUCUGUGGAUGACGUCUCUCACCUUGAACCAGUUCAGAGCUGGAGUAGCGCUGGAUCCUGUCUUUGGAGGAGGGGCCGAAGCGGGUUCCUCUGUUGUCAAGCUCUUUGGAGGUGCCUGGCUGCUACUACUGUCCCAGAGAGGUGAUGAUGAAUGAUGGGUGUGUCCAGCGGCAGUUUGCCCCACUGAGGCAGGGGCUUCCACUAGGCCCUGACAGAGCCCUUCCAGCAGGCAGAAAUCCCUGUGCUAGGCAAGAUUCAAACUCUGUAGCAUGUCUCCUGCUCCCAUCUCUUAGGAAUGGAGUCCUUCAGGCCUUGAGUCCCACGUUUUCCAUGAUGCUCCAUUAAGCAGCUGAUAGCACCCCCACCUCCAGGGAAAGUAAGUUCAGAGUCCUUGGUCUAAUCCAUCUGUGUUGAAAUUGAGGCCUUCCCGUGUUCACCUUUCUGCUCUUUUUCCUUUAGCCCAAGGCUAUGAAGGCCUCAUUCGGUGCUGGGCAUGGUCACUCCUAGCAUUCCUCACUCUGUUGCUUACAGCAACAGCAAUAAUAAUAAGGGUUACAACUUACUCCAUACCUUACUGUCUGCCAGGCAUUAAGCUAAGUGCUUUACAUAUAUUAAGUCAUUUAAUCCUCACAAUGACCCUAUGAAAGAGAUACCAUCUCAACCCAAUUGACAGCUGGUUUGCAAGAAUAGGAGGGAUGAAGGACCCAGGGGACAAUGCGAGGGAAAACUCUGACCCCGGGGCCCCAGGCUAGAUGCUCUUUAUGCCUGUGAACCACAGCUUAUCACAUGUCUGGAGUCAGGGACCCCACUUAAAGUGAGAUUUUGGCUGGAGGUGGUGGAUCACACCUAUAAUCCCAGCACUUUGGGAGACCAAGGCAGAAGGACUGCUUGAGGCCAGGAGUUCAAAACCAGUGUAGGUAAUAGCCAGAGCCUAUCUCUACAAAAAAUUUAAAAAUUAGCUGGGUGUGGUGGUACGUGCCUCAAGUUCCAGCUACUCAGGAGGCUGAGGUGGGAGGAUCACUUGAGCACAGGAGUGUGAAGUUACAGUGAGCUAUGAUGGCACCACUGCACUUCAGCCUGGGCAACAGAGGGAGACCCUGUCUCUAAAGUACAUAGAGAUUUUCACACCAACACAUCCCUGCCCAGUAUGCCAAGAUCUGCCACCUGCUAUAAUAGUACUAUAACACUCAAUAUGUAAUUAAUGUAGUCUCAGGGAUGUUAUGACAAUAUGAUUACAACUAUCAUGUGUGUGCCCAGCCAGGCUCAAUGCCCCGAGGCUGGGUGAGGUGGGGCAGGGGACACAGCCUAAAAUGCCAGGCCUCAGGAAGCCAUUUGGUUUAGCAGACAUUGUUUAUUAAAGGAGUUCCCUAUGCCAGAUCAAAGGCCUAAGAUGAUUAAGACACUAUGAGUGCCUUCAAGUGGUUGGGGACGUUCACGAUUGUGGUACAGACAAAUAGGCUUUCACAUCAUUCUUUUAUGUAAUCAUACAACAAAUAUUUGCACCUGCAUGUGCAGAGCACUGGGAUAGGCCUCAGUGACACAGAAUAAUACAGCAAAGACCCCACCUGAUGAGCCCCCUCCCACCACCCACCAGUACAGUAGGGGGUGGUUUAAUGGAGUGUUCCUGGAACAUGAAGUGGGGGCAGGCAUUAGGGGUGGUGGCAAGGGGACAGGUGUUUAUCUGAUCAGUUAUGUACUGUUUACAAUAAGUAAAUCAGGGGAGGGGGAAUAAUACUUAGAACCUAUAGAGAGUAAAUCUGACAAGAUAAAAUGCUGAUGAAAAUAUGGAGGAAAUGAAACUCUCAUGGGUUUUGCAGGGAAUCUAAGUCAGUGCUGUGUUCUGAAUGUAGGUAUACCCUUUGAAUUCAUAUGUUGAAACCUAACCCCCAAAGCAAUGGCAUUAAGAGGUGGGGCCUUUGGGGCUGGGUAUGGUGGCUCAUGACUGUAAUCCCAGCACUUUGGGAGGCUGGCAGGGGGCAGAUCACUUGAAGCCAGGAGUCUGAGAUCAGCCUGGCCAACAUGGUGAAACCCCAUCUGUACUAAAAAUACAAAAAUUAGCCAGGUGUGAUGGUGUACAUCUGUAAUCCCAGCCACUCAGGAGGCUGAGACAGGAGAAUAGCUUGAACCCAGGAGGUGGAGAUUUCAGUGAGCUGAGAUCGUGCCACCGCACUCCAGCCUGGGUGACAGAGCGAGACUCCAUCUCAAAAAAAUAAUAAAAUAAAGAUGUGGGGCCUGUGGGAGGUGGUUAGGUCAUGAGGGUGGAGAUCAUGAAUGGAGUUAGCACCUUAUAAAACAGGCUUGAGGGAGCCCUUCUGUCCCUUCUACCAUGUGGAGAUGCAGUGAGAAAGCACUGUAUCUCUGAAGCAGAGAGCCCGCCCUGGACACUGGAUCUGCUGGCACCUUGAUCUUGGACUUCCCAGCCUCUAGAACUCUGAGAAAUAAUUUUUUGUUGUUUACAAAUUACCCAGGCUAAGGUGUUUCAUUGUAGCCUGAAUGGACCAAGCUGGUGUGACCCUGUUGGAAAACUGGCAGUUAUCUACCAAAAGCCGAACAUACAUAUAAACUGUGAUUCAGCAGUUCCACUCCUGGGUGUGUACACCACAGAAAGCUAUGUCCACCGAGACACUGGCAAGAAUGUUUCUAACCACCAUGCUGACUGUAGCCCCAAACUUGAAACAACCCAAAUGUCCAUCCACCAACCCAAAUGUCCAUCCACAGUUGAAGUUGCAGUGAAGUCACAGGGUCGAAUACUACUGUACAGCAACGAAUAUGAAUGAAAAUAUCGCUAUGCACAGCAACAUAGAUAAAUUUCACAGACAUGAGGUCAGGCAAAAGAGGUCAGAGUCCUCACCAUCAAGAGAGAAUUCAUUGUAUGAUUCUCUUCCUACAAAAAGUACAGAAAUAAGCAAAACUGAUCCAUGGUGUUAGAAGCUAGGGGAACGGUUACCAGGGGAGGGAUACUGGGGAGGGGCAUCCUGGAGUGCUGGUCUACCUCCUCAUCUGGGUGUUGAUUUCACGAGUAUUGUCAGUUUCUGUCCAGACUCCCUGUUGGAGAUGUGGAAAUAAAAACCACCUAAACGAGCAGAGAGGCCAUUUAGUCAAAGUUUGCAAAGGAGUCAGCCAUGAUUACUUGCAUUUGGCAGGGGUCAAAGGCAGGCAGGGACUGGGAAACGUUAUAGUGGAAAAAAAGGGAAGGCUCUCGGUGUGCUGUGAUUGGAGAUUGUUAGCAUGGGGACAGAGCAGACUAACUGUGGAGGGGCAUCUUUGGUUGGCUGGGGGGGUAUAUUUGGCUUUCUCUGGUUGGUCUGGAGUUGGAAGAAGGGGUGUGGUGGCUGGGGAUUGGGAAGAAGCUGGCAGCCACUAAGUUCAGACUGUUCUGGGUCCGAUUGCUGCUGAGGCUGUGGUUUGGCUUCCUUGGCUUCCCAGGCUGGUUAUGGGUUUCUGGUCAGAGUCUAUUGUCAUAUGUGGCCUGACCAUUGUCCGGCUGUAUGUUCAGUCUCUUGGAAGGAAGGGUAUUGACUCUCAGAGGGGCCGCCAUCGCUGGAAUGGGAGACACACAGCACUUCCUCCAGCUGCCUACACCCCCUGGGGUCAGUGGUGCCUGCCUGUGAGGGUGAGCCCAAUGGCUAGAGGGCUCUGCUCCAACUCAUUGCUUACUACACCCACAAACAUUCUUCGUUCUUUAAGGCCUAACUUAAAGCCCAGAUCCUACAGGAAACCUUGAUUAGACCCCUCUCUUUAUUAAGCCUCCUAAAAUCAAACCCUGCUUUUGUGUAAAUGCUGACCUCCUUGCCUACAUUUUAAAAACCUAGAGCUGGGCAUGAUGGCCCCAGCCUGUAAUCCCAGUGAUUCAGGAGACUGAGGUGGGAGGAUUGCUAGAAGCCAGGAGUUCGAGACCAGCCUGGGUAACAUAGCUAGACCACAUCUCUUAAAAUAAAAUAAUUAAUUUAGCCAGGCAUGAUGAUAUGCGCCUGUAGUCCCAACUACUUGGAGGGCUGAGGUGUGAGGAUCUUUGAGCCCGGGAGGUCGAGGCUACAGUAAGCUAUGAUCUCACCACUGUACUCCAGCCUGGGUGACAAUGCGAGACCCAGACUCAAAAAAUAAAAAUAAAAACCCUGAAUAUCUUCCUUCUACUUCUUCAGUGCUGUUUUUAUUAAAAACAAAACAAAACAAAAACCCCCCCACAACUUUUUACUGAAGUGUAAUGUAAAUGCUGUAAAAGGCAGUGAAAGGCACAAGGGAGGUGGAGGGGUAGGAAGGGUGGAAGUGGGGGGAGGAAGUGGCAGGGCAGGCAAAAUGAAGGGAAGCCCUGGGUUCUUGUCCUGCGUCCGCAGCCAGCUCCCACUUUCCUCACCCUCCAGGACCUGUAAACUGUGGGGCUGGACCAGUUAUGUCAAAUCCGUCCUCCCCCAGAGCUCAGUCCCUCCGCCCUUGGGUGUCCUUGGCACAAGGCAGGCUAGGCUGCACCAGCUUCCUCCAUCUCCGUCCCACCUCCCCCAUCCCCAGGUGCCAUUCCCACACCAUCUGAAUCACUGAUUUCCUCGCAAUCAGACGCUAUCUUCCAGUUAAUCACUUCACUUGUAUUUAACAUAAGAAAGAAAAACCCUUUCAUUAUCACAUACAGCUGGAAAUCGGCUUCUUGCAGGAGGCGUAUCCAAAGGAAUUGGAGAAGAGAGAAACUGGUAAUUGGUGAAAGAAUUACUUUAAUUUUUUUUCCUACUUGCUGUCAUGAUGAUGUCCUUAGAAUUGUAAGCCCGUGGACACUUCCGUACAGUAAAUCUGCUAUUAUUACUUCUAGAACUACAGUUAUAAUGGUCUACAAUGGCCAGAUGCCUGCUUGUAAUGAGAAGCUACUGCAGUGACGAUCAACAGAGUCAGGGGGCUUGUCUGUGACGUCUCCUCCUUUUCCCUCCUGCCUUCUACCUGGGGAUGGUUUUUCCAUGGUUUGGACUGGAUAUUGGUGGAACUCUGGUCAAGCUGGUUUAUUUUGAACCCAAAGACAUCACUGCUGAAGAAGAAGAGGAAGAAGUGGAAAGUCUUAAAAGCAUUCGGAAGUACCUGACCUCCAAUGUGGCUUAUGGGUCUACAGGCAUUCGGGACGUGCACCUCGAGCUGAAGGACCUGACUCUGUGUGGACGCAAAGGCAAUCUGCACUUUAUACGCUUUCCCACUCAUGACAUGCCUGCUUUUAUUCAAAUGGGCAGAGAUAAAAACUUCUCGAGUCUCCACACUGUCUUUUGUGCCACUGGAGGUGGAGCGUACAAAUUUGAGCAGGAUUUUCUCACAAUAGGUGAUCUUCAGCUUUGCAAACUGGAUGAACUAGAUUGCUUGAUAAAAGGAAUUUUAUACAUUGACUCAGUUGGAUUCAAUGGACGGUCACAGUGCUAUUACUUUGAAAACCCUGCUGAUUCUGAAAAGUGUCAGAAGUUACCAUUUGAUUUGAAAAAUCCGUAUCCUCUGCUUCUGGUGAACAUUGGCUCAGGGGUUAGCAUCUUAGCAGUAUAUUCCAAAGAUAAUUACAAACGGGUCACAGGUACUAGUCUUGGAGGAGGAACUUUUUUUGGUCUCUGCUGUCUUCUUACUGGCUGUACCACUUUUGAAGAAGCUCUUGAAAUGGCAUCUCGUGGAGAUAGCACCAAAGUGGAUAAACUAGUACGAGAUAUUUAUGGAGGGGACUAUGAGAGGUUUGGACUGCCAGGCUGGGCUGUGGCUUCAAGCUUUGGAAACAUGAUGAGCAAGGAGAAGCGAGAGGCUGUCAGUAAAGAGGACCUUGCCAGAGCGACUUUGAUCACCAUCACCAACAACAUUGGCUCAAUAGCAAGAAUGUGUGCCCUUAAUGAAAACAUUAACCAGGUGGUAUUUGUUGGAAAUUUCUUGAGAAUUAAUACGAUCGCCAUGCGGCUUUUGGCAUAUGCUUUGGAUUAUUGGUCCAAGGGGCAGUUGAAAGCACUUUUUUCGGAACACGAGGGUUAUUUUGGAGCUGUUGGAGCACUCCUUGAGCUGUUGAAGAUCCCGUGAUCAUUACCUGGGGAGGGGUUCCUGAAACCUUCCACAGUGGGAUCUGUGGACUUCCAUUUUUUUAAGAGACUUACUCAAUUUCAUGACUGUGUACUACCUGAAACAAAGUGAGAAAGGACACGUGUAUUUUUCUAAGUCAUCAAGAUAAAUCCUUAAGAAUUCAGUCUAAACUAGCAACCAGGAAGGAAAAAUAUAUUAAAAACAACAAAAAAGUGGCCCAUGUCCAGGCAGUGUGAGGAUUUGCUGUAUAUAAGUUGCCUUCUUUGUAUUUUUGAAAUCUCUGCAUCACUCACUGGAGAUGCUUCCGAAGAGAGCUGCUCUGUGUUCAGUUGACUGUGGUUUUGUGUCCUGUUUGAACUUGCUGAAUGUAAGGCAGGCUACUAUGUGUUAUAAUCUAAUCACAAUUUGUCAAUAUGGUCUUGGCAAUCAUCUGUGCAUUACUCUGGUUUGCAUUAAGCGUGUGUGUGAACUUACUGUAAAACAUGUUUUAUUUCAAGGUUCUGCAAAAUUAAUUGGGCAGGUUAAUUGUGUACCUGAAAUGUAACAAGCAGUUUUUGGAAGGGCAGUUCCACGUUACUUUACGCUAAAUCCUGGGAAUGAAUGCUGGAGAGACAGGGCUUCUUUUCUUGGCAGAAUUUCCUUGGGUAGUGGGAGGACUGUUCUGAUGCAAGUGGGUACACUGGCAGAAGCAGCACAAUCUGGAGGACUAACAUGAGUCAGAAGGGCCACUAGAAUCGACACCCCCUCAGGGGAUCAGGGAGAAUCUGGUUUUUCUUUCAGGCUAAGUAGAAAAGGAAGAACUGAAGUGUCUGUCAAAGAACUCAUGGGGAGUGGGGGGUCCUUCAGGGCACUGUGGCACUUGGGAGGUGAGGCUCAGAAGACUGUCUGAGGAGAGUGUCAGGCUGCAGGUGCUCUUGGUAGGGGCUGAAGCUUUUGUUUCUGCUGUGCAGAAUAAUUUCAAAAGCCUUUCCCAAGGAGAGAAUGCACCUUUUACAUCUGAGGUCUUAAGUAGUGCCCAUAUUGCUGUUGAAGGCAAGGAUGGGCCUGUACAAAGCAGCCUUGGACCAGGAAGGAAAACCCCAAGGCUCUGCAGCCUCCCUGCUCCCCUCUGUUUAAGGCUGUGGUCAGGGAGGGAUGGGCAGGGUGCCAGCCGCAUGGAGGCAGCAGAGACACCCGCGUUCCAGCUGGGGCAAGGGGAACUGAUGUGUGGGCUGUGGGCUGUUCCACUAGGCAUGGCUACCUCUGCACAUGGGCCUUGGCACUUAGGAAAUAUGGGUGCUGCUGCAUUGGGACCUUGUGUGGGUGCAGAGCAGGAUGGCUGCUGCGUGGAGGGUAAUUUUGUCCCCUGGACAGUGAUUGGUGACCCUCUUCCCUGCUGCUGCUGUUUGCAGGCUCCUGGCCUAUAACUACCUCUGAUGCCCUAAUCCUGAGUUCCUCUGCCCUCCUCUGCUGCCAGCAGCGCUCUUGGUGGCCUCACCCUCCAGUACCCAGGCACCAAAGAUGGCACCACCAUCCUCCUGUUUAUACCACAGGGUGCUGUACCACAGGGUGCUGUUUGUACCACAGGCUAACUCCUGUGAACUUGCUCACUUCCCAUGGAGACCCAGGCCAGGGCCUGCCCCUCUGAGGCCCCUGUUUUGUGGUCCUGCUGCCUCUGCUGUGCUGCGUUCAGGAGGUUGUUCACUGCUCGACGUGGGUCAUCAUGCAGCCCUUGCUGUUCCCACAGUUUAACAGAGAAGGAAACUGAAACCCAGAUGAGUAAGCCUGCCCAAGGUCACUCAGCUGGAAAAGAGCAGAGCUGGACUCAAACCCAGGACUGUCUGUCUCUGGUGCCUGAGUUGGGAAGACACUGUUGAUGUCCCCUUCUGCCUCGCUUUGAGCUUCCUCCUCCCUGGGCCCUCCUCCUACUCUAGAGAAACUAGUCCAUUCCCUCAUGUUCCACCUUGUGCUCAGUAAACCCUAUCACUCCACAGCAGGGUUUUUGUGUGUGUGUGUGUUUUUGUUUUUGAGACAGUCUCACUCUGUCACGCAGGUGGAGUGCAGUGGUGCGAUCUUGGCUCAUUGCAACCUCUGCCUUCCAGCUUCAAGCAAUUCUCCUGCCUUAGCCUCCCGAGUAGCUGAGACUACAGGCACGUGCCACCAUGGCCGGCUAAUUUUUAUAUUUUUAGUAGAGAUGGGGUUUCACCAUGAUGGCCAGGCUGGCCUCGAACUCGAGACCCCAGGUGAUCCGCCUGCCUUGGCCUCCCAAAGUGCUGGGAAUACAGCUGUGAGCACCUGCGCCCGGCUCACAGCAGGGUUCUUGAUAGGCCACCAGUGAAUCCCAUGCCGCCGAAUCUGGCAUUCAUUUCACAGCCUCAUCUCAGUUCUCACUCAGCAAAGAGCCCUCUUGCCUGUCCUGCCACCCAGGCUACUAAUGUUCUGGUUCAUUCUCUGCUGACAGUUAGCUGUGGCUCUCCUCAGCCUCAGUCCUGGGUCUCCCCAAGCAGUCAUCAGCAUCACCUUGACUGAUUUCCAGGGAACACUUCAGCCACCCCUUACCUCUGGGCUCCAGCCUCGAGACACUGCCUUCUCUCUGCAUUUGUUCAUCUCUGUGCAGCAACGUCCACAUCCUCAUCCCAGCUUACUGCCGUCUCACCACCUUCAGGUUGUGAGGUGCCCAUAAACUCUGCUGUUACCAUUGCCACUUCCCUGUCCUCUCAGCAGCUGUCCCUUUCAGUCUGCCCUCCACUAGUGGCCAUGAAGGGGGCUGUGACCAUGGUCCAGGUGAGAAAGGCAGGCCUGAAGUAAGAUGGGAGAAGUGGGUGGCCAGAAUGGAGAGGGGAGAAGUGGAUGGCCAGAAUGGAGAGAUGCUUAGAGGGCUGUGUUUGGAAGUGGUGACUGGAUACAGGGGAGGGAGGAGAGAUAGCAAGAGGGCACCUGGGCUCAUUUGUGGACUACGUGAUUUUGAGACUCCAAAUAAGCACUGGGUAUUUGGGUUGGAGAUACAGAGCUGAGAAUGGUAUGCAUGUAGGUGGUCAAAGCAAGGGGGAUUUUAUGAGUUCUAAGGUAGGGUGAGAAAAAUAACCGAGAGUUGAGCAGUGACGGAGGAAGCUGCAAAGAAAACGACUGCUCAGGGAGAGGCUGGCCAGGGCCUGUGGCUCAGGGGACUGAGAGAAGAGGAGCUCUCUGGGCAUCUGAAUUGAGGUUGCCCACAUUUGGUUGCAAGAUCCUGGCUGGCCUUGAUGGAAGCUGGGAAGCCACAAGGCAGCAGCUGACUUGGAGAGGUCCUAGUGAGGGGUGGUGAGGAGAGCAGCAAUGGCCACACAGGAAGGCUUCGAACGUUUUUUCUCCUGACACUAGUUAUUUCCAGGCCUGGGAUAUAGCUAGGGGCUUAAGGUGGGGGCAACUCUUCAGGGUGGUGUGGCCUGUGGAGGAAACAGGCUCAGUUCCACUACUUCGGCCAGGUGCGAUGGCUUAUGUCUGUAAUCCCAGCACUUUUGAAGGCCAAGGCGGGUUGGAUCACCUGAGGUCAGGAGUUCAAGACCGGCCUGGACAACAUGGUGAAACCCCGUCUCUACUAAAAAUACAAAAAUUAGCCGGGAAUGUUGGUGUGUGCCUGUAAUCCCAGGUACUCAAGAGGCUGAGGCAGAGAAUUGCUUGAACCUGGGAGGCGGAGGUUGCUGCAGUGAGCCGAGAUUGCUCCACUGCACUCCAGCCUGGGUGACAGCAAGACUGUCUCAAAAAAAAAAAAAAAAAAAAAAAAAUCUGCUAUUUCAGGUCACCCUGGUGCUGGCGUUCACGUGGAAGACUGCUUAUCUGUAUCCAGCUGUUUGCAGAGCUCAGGGAGGCCAGGGGGCUUCAGCCUCCACUGUACUCUGCAUUCCAGGAUUCUCUGUUCUCUGUCUGUGGUGGCCUGACACACUCUUCACCACUGACCCCCUCCCCUCCUUGCACACCAUGCCACAGGAGGGGACAGGAGUUUCCAUCACAGUCACUCAGUACUAGUUACCAGCUCUGAUAGAAUCACCUUGAGUUUCCAAGUCUUGCUGAAGGUGCUUGCGUAAGUGGCACAUGGAUGUUCCCUCUGUUCAAAGGCAUAUGCGCAACACUAAGUAUUUUUCAAAAUUUGCUUUUAUUUACACGUUUGAGUCAAUUACAUGCAUGUUUUAUUUUUUAAAGAGUGAUUAGCAAAAUGCAUUAAAAUUUUAAAAUAGCAAUUAAAUAUACAAAAAUAUAGCUUACAAAAAACUGCGAAUGUUUAAAAAUAUUCUGCUGCAGAAUUUUUAGUGUACAAACACGUCUAUGAAACCUGAGGUUCAGCAUUUCAUAAACCUUUUUUUGAAGGAGUUACACAAUACCUAGUGAGGAAACCCGAGGGCCAAACUACAAGACGAAAAAGUGCCCCGUUCCUGGCAAUGAUGUCAAAAGACCAAGAGGCAACAGUUACCAGCAACACUCUAGGAAGACCAGCUGUCACCAGAAGGGAGUUCCUAACACUUGCCACACCUGCUCCCCCGACCUCCCUGCCCUAGUGGGGGCCUGGGAGGGAAGGGCAGAUGGAGAGGAACGGUGUGCAGUGGGCCUGAGAUGCAGAUCCACCAGGCUUGGGACUGGCAAAGGGAGCUGAGAAGAACUCUCCCAAAGCACAAACAAGUCCGCUGACACUGGUGGGGCCCUUAUAGUCACAGAAGUAAGGACUGGAUGGUAAGCCAAAGGUGCUGACGCUUGGUCAAAAAGUGGAGUACAUCUUUGCAUCUUGUAACAAUUUGGGCUCUAUAGCUGAAUUGGCAAAGUAAGGUUUACUGAACAAGCCCCUCUUUUUCUUCUGAUAUCCCCACUCAAAUGGAAGCACAUUCCCCAGCACAUGGGGAUCCCUUAUUAAUCUUUACUAAAGAAGGAUGACCCAGCAUUUUCCAGUUAUCAACUGGAUAUUUAGGCAUGAAUCUGGACAUGUCCUUCUCCUUAGGAAAUCUGUAACAGCUACAGGAAAAAACACACCCAGGGCCAGAGAUUCUACAAGUGCCAGAAGAGUGGAGGUGGUAGAGAAUUUUUUUCACAAGUUUUGGGUUAGGGCACCAGUUGCAAUUUUAAUCCAGGGGAGGAUCUGGGCUGCUGCUGUAGGGGGCAAGUACACCAGGGAGGUGGGUGCGGACAGAGGCACUGGGCAGCUGCUGGGAAGCGAGGCACAAGUCUGUGCCCCUACUCCCAGGGCUGCCUGGAGGAAGCAGCUCUUUCAUCAGUGGGGAAAAAAAUGAACUUAAACUAAAAAAAUUAUUGGCCGGGCGCAGUGGCUCACGCCUGUAAUCCCAGCACUUUGGGAGGCCAAGGCGGGCGCAUCACGAGGUCAGGAGAUUGAGACCAUCCUGGCUAACAUGGUGAAACCCCGUCUGUACUAAAAAUACAAAAAAUUAGCCGAGCAUGGUGGUGGGCACCUGUAGUCCCAGCUCCCGAGGCGGGAGAAUGGCGUGAACCUGGGAGGCGGAGCUUGCAGUGGGUCAAGAUCGUGCCACUGCACUCCAGCCUGGGUGACAGAGCGAGACUCUGUCUCAAAAAAAAAAAAAAAAAAUUGUUGGUGGGGUAAUUUCUGUUGUUGUCGAAUGGAAAACGAGGGAUAAACGGAAAAUUCUGGAGGAAGCAUUUUCUUUUUUUGUGUGUUUUUUUGAGACGGUGUCUCGCUCUGUCGCCCAGGCUGGAGUGCAGUGGGGAUCUUGGCUCACUGCAACCUCUGCCUCCUGGGUUCAGUCAGUUCUCCUGUCUCAGCCUCCUGAGUGGCUGGGAUUACAGGCACGCAUCACCACACCCAGCAAAUUUUUGUAUUUUUAGUAGAGGGGGUUUCACCAUAUUGGUCAGGCUGGUCUUGAACUCCUGACCUCAGGUGAUCCGCCUGCCUCAGCCUCCCAAAGUGCUGGGAUGUUGGGAUUACAGGCGUGAGCCACUGCGCCCAACUGGAAGCAUUAUCUUUUCAAAGUGUGUGCAUAGAGUGAGGAGGCCAGCCUGGGCAACAUAGUGAGUUGAGACCUAUCUCUACAAAAAAUACGAAAAUUAGCCAGGUGUGUUGGUGUGCACCUGUAGACGCAGCUACAGACUGAGGCGGGAGGAUCACUUGAGCCCAGGAAGUUGAGGCUGCACUGAGCUACAAUGGUGCCACGGCACUCCAGUCUGGGUGACAAGAAGACCCUGUCUCAACAACAAUGAAAAGUUGGGAGGGAAAGGGAGUAGCUCCAUGAACUGACACUGGACAUUCAGGCAUAUCCACAGUUAAACAUGAGACUCAGUGUGCACUUGCUCAGUAGCUAAGAUGUCUGCCCCACAAAAUAGAAGCCUUCAGUUGCUGUUGCUCAAACUCCUGCAUCAAAGACACAAGAGCUUGCCUAAGAGACCACAACAGUUGUAGCCACACAUCACCACUGGUCCUCACUUGGAACUGGCCAAGUUGGGGGAGGGGCCAGCAGCUGCCCAGGCACCUGCAGAGGCUGCUCAGAGCUGGGAGAGGCCUGUGCUGUCAGCUACAGAGCCUGAUCUUGAGCAUGCUGUCGCAGAUAGAAAGUCAAUCAGAAAAAUCUGGUUGUGCUCUUGGAUUAGCUGGGCAUUUGGGGUAAGGGAGGGACUGCAGAU
This is a messenger RNA of Pongo pygmaeus (Bornean orangutan), 16478 nucleotides long. RefSeq names its product pantothenate kinase 2 (gene PANK2). Gene Ontology annotation, biological process: coenzyme A biosynthetic process. NCBI's taxonomy places the organism in Eukaryota, Metazoa, Chordata, Mammalia, Primates, Hominidae. The transcript has 7 exons. Bases 8796 to 9884 code for a protein of 362 amino acids. Gene Ontology annotation, cellular component: nucleus; cytosol. The record is from RefSeq and is a predicted model, not a curated record. Gene Ontology annotation, molecular function: ATP binding; pantothenate kinase activity.